Molecule: messenger RNA, 381 nt
Organism: Trametes versicolor FP-101664 SS1
Lineage: Eukaryota; Fungi; Basidiomycota; Agaricomycetes; Polyporales; Polyporaceae
Exons: 1
Coding region: 1-381 (126 amino acids)
Source: RefSeq, a predicted model, not a curated record
AUGAUAUACAAUAAACUAAAGACGUACUCAUCCCACAGUCCCCACAAGACUAGCGGGCAAUCAUCCGUGGGCACAGCUCAGUGGAGCGCUCGCAUGAACACCGCGACACCCCCGAGAACGCCUGCCAAGGCCGCAACACCAGGCGCGAAGCCCGUCAUGCCCGACGCGCCGUUCGCGCCUCCCUGGCUCGUGCCGCCUGAAGAGAUGCGGUUCUUGCCGCUCUGCCCGUUCGAUGUCGCGAGAACCGAUGGGUCGACCGUCACGGUGUUCGCUGUCUUCGUCACGAUGGACGUCGCGAACGUCUGCGGGGCUGCUGGGUCGACCGCCGCUUGUGCGGCAUCGGAAAAGAGACGAGGGCCGCGCCAGGCGCGGGCACCGUGA